Molecule: messenger RNA, 2346 nt
Organism: Rhodotorula toruloides NP11
Lineage: Eukaryota; Fungi; Basidiomycota; Microbotryomycetes; Sporidiobolales; Sporidiobolaceae
Product: aquaglyceroporin related protein
Exons: 10
Coding region: 1-2346 (781 amino acids)
Biological process (GO): glycerol transmembrane transport; water transport
Cellular component (GO): plasma membrane
Molecular function (GO): water channel activity; glycerol channel activity
Source: RefSeq, a predicted model, not a curated record
AUGUCGACACCGCCAGACCGCAACCUGGAGCGCCCUGCCCAUCCCCCUCGACCACCCUCCUCACACCGCCACACCGCCUCAUCAACCGCUUCCACCGCCGCUUUCCCUUCGCUCGACGUAACGACAAGUCGAGUAACGGCCGACUCGACAGCCCAACAACGCCGGCGCGCUUCCUCAGCGUCCAUCGCCGGCCCGCCGCCGACUCAGCAGAACUCCCGCCGCCGACCAACGCGGAACGACUCGACGACUUCGACUGCCCUCUCCGACGCACCGUCUCGCCGCUCAGACUCUAUCCGCGCUCCUCCCGCUGCCGUAGCCAAGAAGGAACGCCCCCGACCCUCGAACGUCGCUGGACCUGCACCUAUCCGGCGUUUCUCGACUAUCCCAGACAGCUUGUUCGCCGUGUCCGAGUCGGAUCGCACGCCCGGUUCGAACGCGGGGUCGGAGCUGGGAAGGCAGUUGGGCGGCGCGGGCGGGAACGACUCGAUGAGUGCCUUUCCUGUCGAGGAGGGGAGCGUCGGGUCGAGUGUUGAGGCGGGGAAGGGGAAGAAGCCGCUUUGGGCAGUCGGUGGGGUCUUUCCUAAGCACCUCUCGAAGCGGAGACGGUCGAGCGUGGCGCAGGAGCAGAAGAAGCGGCGUCAGAACUCUCGAGGAGGCGCGCGCGCAAGUUCGUCCGCCGCGGCCGCCGCAGCACCGAAUCGGCCGCCCAUCCCGCGCGACGGGACCUACACGACCCAGUCGAGCGUCUCCUCUGCCGCAGUCGACGACGAGCCAGCAGACGUUGUCGCGCACGACUUGGACAACGAGAAGCCUCGCGAGCGGGCGGAUCCGUUCGAGGAGUUGAGGAAUGCGACAUCGAAUGGGUCGAGGAAGGCGCCGUUGGAGGUGGUUGUGAGUAAUGAUAGUGGACGGAGUGAGGAGGAGCGACGGAGGGCGGAGCGCGGGGAGGAGCAGCCUCAGCAGUUGGAGAAGGUCAACUCGGGUGGUUCGCGGACUAUCGCGGGCGAGAUUGACGAAGGACGCGCAGACGAUCAAGGCGAGAAAGGAGGAGGGGACGCCGAGGCGGGCCAGAUGCCCGGCGGCGAGUUGGACCAGAACGAGGAAGACUGGGUGGACGACUUUGAUGCGCGAGAGGGACCGAACGACGAGUUGCCCAUCAGGAACUGGUGGGGAACCGUGCGGUACGCGUUGAGGGAACCGAUGGCGGAGUUUCUGGGCACGAUGAUUCUGGUCUGCAUCGGCAUCGGCUCGACGUGCCAAACCAAGAUCAGCGACUACCAGAUGGGCGCCUACUCCUCCGUCAGUUUCGCAUGGGGCUUUGCGGCCAUGCUCGCCCUGUACAUCGCCGGUGGGAUCUCGGGAGGUCACUGCAACCCAGCAGUCUCCAUCACGCUCGCCGUCUUUCGCGGCUUUCCAUGGAAGAUGGUGCCGCGGUACAUCGUUGCUCAAGUUCUCGGCGCUUUCGUCGGCGGACUCAUGAUCUACGGAAACUACCGCCACGCCAUCGACAUGUACGACCCGCACAAACUCAUCCACUCGACCCCUCAAGCAAACGCCAGCGCAGCCCUGUUCAUCACCGCUCCCGCUUCGAAUGUCGCUUCGCCUGCAGAAGGUUUCUGUCAGGAGAUCUUGGCGGGAGGGAUACUGAUGAUUGCGGUUCUGGCGCUCGGUGACGAGAACAACGCCCCUCCCGGCGCAGGUCUCGGUGCCAUCGUCCUCGGCUUCGUCGUCGUCGCGAUCGGCAUGUCGAACGGCUGGGUCUCCGGCUACGCCAUCAACCCUGCUCGCGACCUCGGACCGCGACUGGCGUUGUGGUGCGUCGGGUACGGGAUCAAGCUGUGGCACCAUGAUUCGUGGUGGUGGCUCAUUGGGCCCAUCGGCGGAGCCGUCGUCGGAUCGCUCGCCGGCGCGCUCGCCUACGACCUGUGCUGCUUCACCGGUUCCGGAAGUCCCAUCAACUACACGGGGCAAGAACUCGCCGACGCGAUGCGCCUUCACACGAUGCACAACAUGGUCUGGAUGGCACUCUCGCCUAACAAGCGACGCGCGCGCCGCGAAGCGAUCGAGGCCAACAACCCUGAUGCACUCGCCGAGUCGGGUAUGGCCUCCUAUGCGCCGGACGUCUUCCAGCCCCCGGUCAGAAGGGAUCAUCCGCCUGGACGAGCGACGGAGAAGCAGCGCGAGGAGGCGGACUUUACGCAGCGGUGGAGGCGAGGGAAGGAGAAGGUUUGGCAGGAGGAGGCGAGGGCUAGGCAGCGCGAACGCGAAAUGAGGCGCGAGUACAGGCGGAGUUUGGAGGAGUCGAGGGAGAGGGACAGGAGGAGGGUCGAGGAGUGGCGGCAGUGA